UUCUUUCAGUUUGUGAGUGGCUUUUGUGGAUAUCGGUUCGUGGUCUUUAAAAUCGUCUCGUGGUGUUUGCAAAAAGAAACAAAAUUCAUUUAAAAAAAUUAAGAAAUACCUUCCGCAAAUUACAUAAACAAAAAUAAAUUAAUCAAAAUGGUUGACAAAAUUGAAAUGAGCUUAGAUGAUAUUAUUAAAUCAACAAAAAGUUUAAAAGUACGACGAGGCGCUGGCGGUGGUGGUGGCUCACAAGUACGUCGUGGCGGUGCUGCAACCGGAGGCGGCAGACCAAUCCGCCGAGGAGGUCGUUCUAAUCAAACUGGAGGCUCACAACGUUCACCUGGUGGAGGAGGUGGCUCUGUUCUAAAGGGUCGCAAUCGUGGUGCCAUACAAAAAUCUAAUUUUCCUAGGGGUGAUGUAAACAGCGCUUGGAAACACGAUAUGUACGAUGGACCUAAACGUGGCCUCAGUGGAGGUUUGAAAACUGCCAAUGGCGGAGGCGGUGGCACAGGCCCAUCCAAAUUGCUUGUCUCGAAUUUGGAUUAUGGAGUUUCGGAAUCGGAUAUUCACGAGUUGUUUGCUGAUUUUGGACCAUUGAAAAGUGCAUCAAUGCAUUAUGAUAGAUCUGGACGUUCAUUGGGAACUGCUGAUGUUGUUUUUGAACGUAGAGCUGAUGCAGUUAAAGCAAUGAAACAAUAUAAUGGUGUUCCUUUAGAUGGACGUCCAAUGAAUAUACAACUUGCCACAUCUGAAUUGCCAUCGCCAGUUAGUAGAGCUCGAUUGGCAAGUAGCCCUAGCGCGAGACCACGAACACAAACUGGAGGUGGCGGUGGAGGAAAUGCUCGCAGAGGUGGAGCUGGAGGACCUAGACGUGGUGGUGGUGGUGCUCAACGUACCGGUGGCGGUCCAGGCGGACGACGCAAUAACGGAGCCCCAAAAACACCAGCGCCGACAGCAGAAGAACUCGACGCAGAGCUGGACGCUUACGUUAAUGACAUGAAAUAAAUCUAAUUUUAGGAAGUACAAAGACCUCAAUCAUCAUUUAAAAAAAAAAAAAACAAAAAAUCAACUUUAGACUUAAACUGAAAUUUUCUUUUUUAGUUAUAUUUUUUUUUUCUCCUUUUUUCUUAAAACAAAACAAAACAUUUGUAUUUUGCUUUACAAAGUCAAAUGAGAUUUGUUUGCUUUUAUUUCAAAUAAUAAUAAUAAUUAUGACUAUAAGUAUGCAAGUUAAUUUAAAUGGAAUUAAUAAAUAAAUAAAAAAAAAGAUUAAAAUAAAUAUCAAGUUGCUAACUAAAAUAAAAAAAAUGAAAUAUUAUAAUAACGUGAUAAUAAUAAGAGUAAAUAAGAAGUAUUUAUAAGAUCUUA
Messenger RNA from Episyrphus balteatus (marmalade hoverfly), 1359 nucleotides. RefSeq names its product THO complex subunit 4 (gene Ref1). Lineage: Eukaryota; Metazoa; Arthropoda; Insecta; Diptera; Syrphidae. Gene Ontology annotation, biological process: mRNA export from nucleus. The coding region runs from base 148 to 996 and encodes 282 amino acids. The transcript has 4 exons. The record is from RefSeq and is a predicted model, not a curated record. Gene Ontology annotation, molecular function: mRNA binding. Gene Ontology annotation, cellular component: nucleus.